CAGCACAGGCACGCUCUGAACUCCCUGAGAGUGAAGGGAGGGGAGAGGAGAGAAAGGUAAAGAGGGAAGAGAACACCACAACAAGCUUUCCCAACACCCGGCUGCUCUCGCACACGCUCUCGCUCAAUCACUCGCCCACCAGACCUCAGGCUCUGACCUGUGGACUCUGGCCUGUCUGUAGGUCACUCUCUCUGUGAGCACCCUCUCUCUUUCUCUGUAUCUCCACAGUGUUCUGCUCUUCAUCCCUCUUUCGCGCUCGCUCACGUUCCUCCCUCGCAAACUUCUCGCGCGAGCGGUGGGGAUGUGGCAGGCCCUGUUCAGGGGUGCCCUCGGCUGCGCCCUGCUGGUCCUGGCACUGGGGAGCGGCAUGGACGCGGGGGUGUCGCCCGUCGGUUUCUACCCACGCUUCAACCCCUUCUUCUUCCUGUGCACCCACCACGGAGAGCUGGAGGGGUCCGGGACGGCCGAGGGAGGGGGAGAGGUGCUGCUCACCUUACAGAUCGCCGGGAACCCCAGCGCUUACGUCCCGGGACAAGAGUACCAGGUGACGAUCUCCACCAGCACUUACUUUGAUGGUCUGCUGGUUACGGGUCUUUACACCUCCACCACAAUCCAGGCAGCCCCCAUCCCUGCGCCGGCCGCCUUUGGGUUCGGAGUGAUGUCAGAGCGACAGUUUGGGACGCAGUUUGUUUGCAGUGUGGUGGCGUCUCAUGUCAGUCAUCUGCCCACGACCAGUCUGAGCUUUGUGUGGAUCGCUCCGCCCCCCGGCACAGGCUGCGUCAACUUCCUGGCUACGGCCACACAUCGAGGACAGAUCAUAUUCAAGGACACUCUGGCCCAGCAGCUGUGUGAACAGGGAGCUCCUACAGAAUCUCCACUGAGGCCCAGUUUAGCUGAGAUUCAUGGAAACCAUGCAGUACUGCGUGAUGAUUUUGAUUCUAAUCUACAAGCAGAGCUGGAUCUCAGUAUCUGGUCAGACUGCAGUAACUGUGCGGUAGGGGAGCAGUGUGGGGUGCUGCUGCAUGGCAAAGCCCUCACUUUCUGUGAACCGUUUGGGAGGAGAGAGCUGACCACAGUGGCUUUAAACACGAGCACUGCUUCGGUACUGCAGUUUGCACUGGGCUCUGGAUCCUGCCGCUUCAGUUACUCAGAUCCCAGUAUAAUCGUCUCCUGUAAUCUGAACAGUUCAGAUGACUGGAUCACCUUGGACAAGAUCAGAGCCCCUACUAACAGCAGCACAGUCGUGCAUCUCCUGCCUGUGCCGCCGGUCUGUAGGGAGGAGGGCGUGAGACUGCGCUGGACUCAGGAGGAUGCACUGGGACCUGACGGAUAUGAAUCUUGCUGGGGAUUAGACAACGUAUUGCUGGUCAACAUGGCCCACAAACCUACUCUUCUGGAAGACAACCUAGAUCCUCCAGAUACUGCCAACUGGUUCUUUUUUCCAGGUGCCACUGUAAAGCACGCCUGUCAGUCAGAUGGGAACUCGCUGUAUUUCCAUGGAGGAGAGGGAGUAGGACACAGUUUUGCUUCUACCCGCGACAUUGAUCUCCACCGGGAAGAAGGACAGAGCUACUGGGAGGAGGACUUUGAGAGUCCACCCAAAGGCUGGGAGAUUAAAGGUGCAGUCUAUGGGACUCAGUGUGGUGAGAUUGAGUCGGGCUCUGCCCUCGUGUUCGUUGGGGACGGAGAGAGAAAAGUGUGCACGCCCUACCUGGACACGACCUUUUAUGGAAACCUGCGAUUUCAUUUUACCAUGGGUGGGGGGGAGUGUGACCCUGCGGAGGCACAUGAGAAUAGCGUUAUCCUGUUUGGAUGGUCAGAAGGAAGGAGAGGACAUGUUGUUUUGGACACACUACCGUUUUCAGCCUACAGGACUCCUGCGGUGGUGUCGGUGGCGCUGCCUGUAGAGCUACAGACUCCUAAGACUAAAUUCUGUCUGGAGCAGAAGUUUCAUGCUGAACUGAAUCAUCAUGUCUGGGCUGUGGAUUUCCUGCAGCUGCUGCCCGUGUUGCCUGGUGCUCACACACACAUGGCCCAGUUCUCCAUCAACCUCGGCUGUGGCUCCUACCAGCCUGCUAAUAGCGUCAAUUUAGAGUUUUCGACCAAUCACGGUCGCUCCUGGUCCCUCCUGCACACAGAGUGUCUGCCUGAGCUGUGUUCAGGAACACAUCUUCCCCACAGCACAGUUUACUCCUCUGAGAACUACAGUGGGUGGACUAGGAUUUCCAUCCCUCUUCCUAACGCUGCCCUCACUGAGAGUACGCAGUUCCGGUGGAGACAAACUGGACCCGGCAGCAUGUGGGCCAUCGAUAAUGUGUACAUCGGGCCCUCCUGUCUGAGGUCCUGCUCAGGACGAGGACACUGCACACGCACCGGCUGCAAGUGUGAUCCAGGUUUCAGUGGUCCAGCGUGUGAACUGGCUUCUCAGACGUUCCCCGCCUUCCUGUCGGAGGGUUUCUCCAGUCCGAGGCUCUCCUCCUACCACAGCUUCUCCUCUCUGCGGGGGGCUGAGGUCAGUUUCGCCUGUGGGGUUUUAGCCAGUGGAAAGGCCUUGGUCUUCAACAGAGACAACAGGAGACAUCUGGUCACUGCUCCACUGGACAGCUCUCAGGCCAGGUACCUGCAGUUCACUCUGAGGUUGGGUAGCCGAAGUACCCUCAGUUCCUGUCCCGCCCCAGAUCAGCCCGGGGAGGGGUUACUGCUCCACUACUCCUCAGAUAAUGGCAUCACCUGGACUCUGCUGCAGCACUUCUCCUACCAGGGUUACCAUGAGCCCAGGAUUGUGUCGGUGGAGCUCCCCUCAGGAGCGCAGAAGUUCGGGGUUCAGUUCCGCUGGUGGCAGCCGUAUCACUCCGGGCGGGGUCAGGAUGUGUGGGCGCUUGACGAGCUCAGCAUGACCUCUGUACUCUUCAACACCAUCAGCCUGGACUUCAGCAACGUGCUGGACGUCACUCAGAGUUUGGGCUUUUAUCUGGGUCGUGUGCAGCCCUACUGCCAGCAUGACUGGACCAUCAGUUUCUCUGGUGAUCCCAACCCUGGCUCCAGUAUCCGGUAUGUGGAGACUCAGUCCAUGCAGAUUGGAGCGUCGUACACACUGCAGUUCUCCCUGGUAAUGGGCUGCGGGCGAGAGUCCUCCCCCCACAUUGACACACAAGUUAGGCUGGAGUUUUCUACCAAUCAUGGACUGACCUGGCAUCUGGUUAAGGAGGCAUGUCUUCCAGGUAUGCCCAGCUGCUCUGAGUUCACUGCUCCCAGUGUCUACCAUCCUUCAGAGUUCACUGGCUGGAGACGAAUCACUCUUCCCCUACCCCAGAAAACCUGGUCUGGAGCCACACGGUUUCGUUGGAUCCAGAACUACUACAGUGAACAGGACGAGUGGGCUCUGGAUGACAUCUACAUUGGACAGCAGUGUCCUCAGAUGUGUCAUGGACAUGGCUGGUGUGAUCAUGGUCACUGCAGGUGUGAUGAGGGUUUUUCUGGUCCGAACUGUCAGCCCUCCUCUUCACUAUCCUCCAGUGUGCUCGCAGAUUUCGAGUCCCAGGAAUCAUUAACGGUGACGUGGCAGGAGGUGACCGGUGGAGAGAUUGUGUCUCCUGACCAGGGCUGUGGCGUUGUGUCAUCUGGAUCUUCUUUGUACUUUAGCAAGGCUGGAUUGAGGCAGCUAGUGAGUUGGGACUUGGACACAGAAUGGGCGGAGUUUGUGCAGUUCUACCUGCGAGUGGGUGGAGACUGGGUGGAGUGUAACCAAGCUGACACCAGGGAGGAGGGAGUUCUUCUGCAGUACAGUAAUAAUGGAGGCAUCAGCUGGGGUCUGAUUGCAGAGAUGUACUUCACUGACUUCACUAAACCUCGGUUUGUUUAUUACGAGUUGCCUCAAGCUGCUAAGACUCAGUGUACGCGGUUCCGCUGGUGGCAGCCCCUCCAUUCAGGCGAGGGUUAUGACCAGUGGGCUAUUGACGAUGUGAUCAUUCUGUCUGAGAGAGAGAAGCAUGUCAUUCCAAUGGCUAACCCCACUCUUCCUCAGAAUUUUUACGAGAAGCCAGCGUUUGAUUAUCCGCUGAAUCAAAUGAGUGUGUGGCUGAUGCUGGGAAACGAGGGAAUGGACAAGGAACGGAACGGAAGUUUCUGUGCCCCCACUCCCUCCGCCAUGGUGUUCGGGAGAUCUGACGGGGACAGGGUCGCUGUGACCCGGGACCUGGCCCUCCGCCCUGGAUACACAUUACAGUUCAAGUUGAACAUUGGGUGCGAGUCAGAUUUUAGCGCUUCCACUCCCGUGCUGCUGCAGUACUCCCACGAUGCAGGGCGCACCUGGGCUCUGGUGCGGGAGGGCUGUUUUCCAGGCUCCGCUGGGACAGCAGGCUGUGAAGGUAGCGCACGAGAGCUUAGAGAGCCCACCAUCUACAACGUUGGAGACUACGAGCGCUGGACCAGAGUUACUGUUGUAAUUCCACGAAAUGUAGCUGCAAGUAAGACACGGUUCCGCUGGUUUCAAGAGAGCAGCGUUCAUCAGGAUGCCCCCGCAUUCGCCCUGGACAGUGUUUACAUCUCUGAGCCCUGUCCUAAUCACUGUGGGGGUCAUGGGGACUGCAUUUCAGGAGUCUGCUUCUGUGACAUGGGCUAUACAGUGGAGCAGGACAGCUGUGUACCCUCUGUUGCCAGUCCCACUGAGUUGGCUGAGGGCUUUGAGGGUAAGUUGAGCCCUCUUUGGCAAGGAAUCAGUGGUGGGCAGAUAGACGGAGGCUGUGGAACCAUCAGCGAGGGAAAAGCUCUCUACUUCAGCAGUUCUGGAUGGCGAGAGGCUCGCACUGUGCCCCUGGACACCACCAAUACCCGACUGAUUCAGUUCUACAUUCGGAUUGGUGGGAAAAACACGGGCCCAACCUGCACGAGGCCCAGGACCCGCAACGAAGGGGUGAUCGUGCAGUGCUCCAUCAAUAACGGUGUGCAGUGGCACUUCCUGCGGGAGCUGGAUUUCGGUUCUUUUCUGGAACCUCAGGUUGUGACGAUUGAGCUUCCUCCUUACGCAAAGACGCCCUACACUGUGUUCCGCUGGUGGCAGCCCCAACAAGGAAAACACUCAGCCCAGUGGGCUCUUGAUGACGUUCUGAUCGGGAUGAAUGAUAGCUCCAGAAGUGGCUUCCAUGAUAAGUUUGAUGGAACAUCACCCUUGAGGCACAACUGGUUCAGAGUAGUGGGUGGAGAGGUCACAGUGGAUUGUCUGUCUCUGGACACGGCCCUGACCUUUCAGUCUGAUUCAUCAAACAAGUAUCCACGCUAUGCAGAAAGUUGGGAUUUUGAAGUGUCGGGAUCCUCGUUCCUCCAGUUUGAUUUGAGUAUGGGCUGCAGUAAAGCUGAGAAUCCAGCACACGGGGUGCACCUGGAGUUUUCCACAGACUGUGGUCGACACUGGACGCUGCUCUCUCCUGAGUGCGUUCCUCCUGCUAUCGGCUGCGCUGAAUACACCCAGAGCUCCAUCUACAGCGCCCCUCAGUUCUCCCGCUGGAGGAGGGUCACCGUCUACCUGCCCAGUGCUGCUAAUUCUCCCAGAACGAGGUUCCGCUGGAUCCAGCCUUACUUCACUCCUGGAGCGGACAGCUGGGCUCUAGAUAACGUGCUGCUGGCUCCUGGCUGCCCCUGGAUGUGUUCUGGACAUGGCCUGUGUGACAAUGGUCACUGUGUGUGUGACAGAGGUUACGGCGGUGCCCACUGUGUGCCCAUGGCUCCCCUGCCCUCUGUUCUCAGAGAGGACUUUAACGAGAACCUAGAAGCAGAUAUCUGGCCUGAAGUGUACGGUGCAGAAAGGGGCACGCUGAGUGGAGAGCCUCUUAAAUCAGGCACAGCUCUCAUCUUCAAAGGGGAGGGAUUGCGUAUGCUGGUUUCACGGGAUCUGGACUGCACAAGCACUCUGUACAUCCAGUUUUCAUUUAAAUUUAUCACAAAGGGAGUACCAGAGCGCUCUCACUCCGUGUUGCUGCAGUAUUCGGUGAAUGGAGGGAUCAGCUGGCUUUUGCUGGAUGAAUUCUACUUUCCCACCUCCACCGACACGCUGUUCAUACAUCUGCCACUGCCCUCUAGUGCUCAGACCAACGCUACCCGCUUCAGACUGUGGCAGCCUUACAACAACGGCAAGAAGGAAGAGGUGUGGGUGAUUGACGAUCUUAUUAUUGAUGGCAGCUCUUUGAACAACCCUCCAAUUCUAUCAGAGAACUUUGAAGGUGGAGCUCAGGAUCUGAACUGGUUGUUCUAUCCGGGGGGCAAUAUUGGUCUGUACUGUCCGUACCAGAAGACAGGACUGGAUGAAGACUCAGCCAUGGUGUUUGUGUCGAGUGAGCUGGGAGAACACUCAAUAACCACUAGAGAUAUUGACGUCAGUGAGAACACCAUCAUCCAGUUUGAGAUCAACGUGGGCUGUACAGCAGAGAGCUCGUCUUCAAACCCAGUGCGUCUGGAGUUCUCCCGGGACUUUGGGGCCACGUGGCAUCUCUUGGUUCCUCUGUGUGCUGGAAGUCCAACCCCCAGCUCUCUGUGCUCCACUGAACUUCACCCCGCCAGUAUCUACUACCCUGGCACCACUCAGGGCUGGAGACGGGAGGUUAUUCACUUUGGAAAGCUGCGUCUGUGCGGGUCAGUGCGGUUCCGCUGGUACCAGGGCUUCUAUUCCUCUGGAACGGCACCACCAACCUGGGCCCUGGACAACGUCUACAUCGGCCCCCAAUGCCAGGACAUGUGCAGCGGGCACGGGGUGUGUGUUAGGGGCACGCACUGCGAGUGUGACCCGGGUUACUCCGGCCCGGACUGCUCUGUUCAAGAGUCCCCCAACCCAGACUUCUUAAAGGAGGACUUUGAAGGGGGUGCGCUGGAUUCAGAGCACUUCAGGGUGCUGAGUGGAGGAAAGCCUUCUAGAAAGUGUGGCAUCAUGACCAGUGGAAACCACUUGUUCUUCAGUGAGGAUGGAUUGCGCAUGUUGGAAACCACAGAUAUGGAUCUUUCUAAUGCCAGGUUUGUGCAGUUCUUCCUGAGGCUGGGCUGUGGGAAAGCCGCUCCUGACCCUCGUUCUCAGCCGGUGCUGCUGCAGUUCUCAGUGAAUGGAGGAUUAUCCUGGAGUCUGCUGCAGGAGUUCCUGUACAGCAACAACAGUAACCAGGCUCACCUGGUGGCCCUGGAGAUCCCCCUGCGCGCCCGCACCUCACAGACCCGCCUGCGCUGGUGGCAGCCUUCUGAAAACGGGCAUUUCCACAGUCCCUGGGUCAUCGAUAAGGUGGUGGUGGGGGGCAGUGCCAGCGGUUGGGGUCCUCUGGAGGACGACUUCUCUUCUACAGAUGCUCGUUCCUGGCUGCUUCACCCUGGUGGAACGCGCAUGCCUGUGUGUGGAUCUGAUGGAGAAGCUUUUGCCUUCAUUGAGAAGUCCAACACUCGCUAUGGUGUCACUACUGAUAUCAGCGUCGGGCAGGACGCCUUCAUCCAGUUCGACUUCUCUGCUUCCUGUUCCGUCACUGCCUCCUGCUACUCGGUGGAACUGGAGUACUCUCUGGAUCUUGGGCUGAACUGGCACCCUCUUGUGAGAGACUGUUUACCAACCAGUCCAGACUGCUCCUCCUACAUGCUCCAGCGCCUCCUAGUGUCAGACACCUACAACAAGUGGGGCAGAGUUACUCUUCCCAUUCCACACUACGCACGGUCCUCAGCUACAAGGUUCAGGUGGUUCCAGCAGGCUCCAUUCGACAAGCAGCAAACCUGGGCCCUGGACAACCUGUAUAUUGGAGAUGGCUGUCCUGAAAUGUGCUCUGGCCAUGGUCGAUGCAAGCAGAGUUCCUGUGUGUGUGAUCCGGAGUGGGGAGGUGAGUACUGCAGCGAACCCCUGCUGUCUCUUCCCUUCCAACUGAAGGACAGUUUCAGCCGAGCGCCCUCACUCAGCCACUGGCACCUCCUGACCGGAGGAAAGCUGAGCAGUGUGUGUGGGGCUGUAGCUUCAGGAGCUGCCCUGCACUUCAGUGGGAGCUGUACUCGUCAGCUGGUAACAGUGGAUUUGAACUUGACCAGCGCUGAGUUCAUACAGUUCUACUUCAUGUACGGCUGCAUGGUCCCGCCUAUCAACCGGAACCAGGGCGUCCUGCUGGAAUACAGCCUGAACGGAGGCAUCAGCUGGAGUUUACUGACGGAGAUAUUCUAUGACCAGUACAGCAAACCAGGGUUUGUGAAUGUGCUAGUGCCCCCUGCUGCUCAGGCGGUGGGAGUGCGGGUACGCUGGUGGCAGCCACAGCACGAUGGACUGGACCGGGGAGACUGGGCGCUGGACAACGUGCUCAUCUCCGGCUCAGACACACACACUCAGAUCUCAGACACUUUCGGAGGUGUUGCAUUACCCAAUCACGAGAGAGCUCCAGCCGAUGGAACGCCCACUGGUCGUAUAGUGACUGAGGAGGAGGAGAGCAGCUCAGUGAGUGAGCACUGGUUGUUCUCUGAGGACUGCUCCGUGCAGCGGUUCUGCAAUUCGCCGGACGGGGUAAUGGUGUGUGGCAGUCUGGAUGGCCGAGAGGUAUACGCCAUCACGCAUGACAUCAUCCCUGACCGAGGUUGGGUCAUGCAGUUUAAGAUCUCCGUUGGUUGUGAUGUACCAGAGAGAAAUGCGGAGCGUCAGGUUCAUGUGCAGUACUCAGUGGACUUUGGCGUCUCCUGGAAGUACCUGAUGCCUCAGUGUCUGCCAGCGGACCCUCGCUGUGGAGGGCAGGUCUCUCAGCCCUCUGUGUUCUUCCCUUCAAAGGAGUGGAAGAGAGCGGUGUACCCUCUGCCUGACAGUCUCGCUGAUACAUCAGUACGGUUCAGGUUCUACCAGCAGCACUCCGACACUCAGUGGGCCGUAGAGAACUUCUACAUAGGGCCUGCCUGUCAGAACCUCUGCAGAGGCCAUGGUGACUGUCUGGAUCAGCGAUGCCUGUGUGACCCAGGAUUUUCAGGAUCCAACUGUUUUUCCAGCUCCACCCUGAAGGCCUCCCUGAAGGAGCGGUUUGACUGGCAGGAGGACCACGGGUCUCAGUGGCAGGUUUUGGAGGGGGGUCACCCCUGCACUGACUGUGGAGUUCUGGUGGAGGGGAGAGCGCUGUACUUUAAUGGAGCUGAUGCCAGACAGGCCGUCACUGCUGACCUGGAUCUGCGUGGAGCCAAGUUUGUGGAAUACUGGGCCAGGAUUGGGAGUGAGAACAAUAUGAGUCUGUGCCAUCGCCCAACUUGCAGAAAAGAGGGUGUAUUGCUGGAUUAUUCCACAGAUGGAGGUGUGUCAUGGACGCUGCUUCAUGAGAUGGACUAUAUGAAGUACGUGUCAGUGAGGAGGGACUACAUUGUCCUGCCGGAGGGAGCGCUCACCAACGCGACGCGGCUGCGCUGGUGGCAGCCGUUUACUGUGUCCUCUGGUCUGGCUACCCCAGAUCCUGAGCGUGCUCAGUGGGCUUUAGAUAACAUCCUGGUUGGAGGCUCUGACAUCAACCCCAGCACUCUGCUGGACACGUUUGAUGAUGAAGGAACAUCUCAUGAAGAAAGUUGGAGUUUCUAUCCGAAUGCUGUUCGAACGGCUGGUUUUUGUGGUAAUCCCUCUUUCCAUCUUUACUGGCCCAACAAAAACCAGGAUGGCACCCACAACAUCCUGGCCACCAGGGAGCUUAUAGUCCAGCCUGGAUACAUCUUACAGUUCAAGAUUGUGGUGGGUUGUGAAGCAGACAGUUGUGAAGAUCAUCAUUCAGUACUUCUACAGUACAGAAAAGAUGCCAGGUCAGACUCGUGGCAGUUGGUACAGUCCGCAUGCCUCCCCUCCUCAGUGAACAAUGUGGGCUGUUCCCCUUUCCAGUUCCAUGAGUCCACCAUCUACAGCCCAGUCAACAGCUCGGUAUGGACCAGAGUUACUGUGCAGUUGCCUGACUAUGUCUCCUCAGGUGCCACGCAGUUCCGCUGGAUUCAGAAGGAAGGUGCUGGUGAGCUGCAUGGCUGGGGAGUUGAUCAUGUGUACAUUGGUGAAGCUUGUCCGGGUCUUUGCAGUGGGCACGGGUACUGUGCCAGUGGAGCGGUCUGCAUUUGUGAUGAAGGGCACCAAGGUGAUGAUUGCUCAUUGUCCAGCAGUGACCUUCCCACAUCUAUAAAGGACAACUUUGAGUCAGGCUCUGUGUCUGAAGAGAGCUGGAGUGUAAUUCAGGGUGGAGAGGUCAGCAGUGGCUGUGGCCAGCUCUCCCCACACGCUCAUGGGGAUUCUCUUUAUUUCAGUGGUUGCAAGAUGAGGCAGGCCAUCACAAAACCUCUGGACCUCACCAGGGCCAGUAAGAUCAUGUUUGUGCUGCAGAUCGGCAGUGUGUUUCAGACAGACAGUUGUAACACAGCUUUGGACCAGGUUGACACUGUGGACCGGGCUGUGCUUCUCCAGUACAGUGUCAACAAUGGAGUUAGCUGGCAUGUUAUUGCUCAGCAUCAGCCCAAAGAUUUCAUCAAGGCCCAGCGAGUUUCCUACAACAUACCACUGGAAGCACGUGUGAAAGGUGUGCAGUUGCGAUGGUGGCAGCCACGUCACGGUGGGACAGGACACGACCAGUGGGCUCUGGACCACGUGGAGGUUGUACUCACCCGUAAACAGAACUACAUGAUGAACUUUGCCAGACAGACUGGGCUGCGUCACUACUACAACAGGAAAAAGAGGGCAGUGCAGCAACGCGCCUAACCUACCGAACAAGAGAUCCUGGCAAUCACACAUUCAAAGAUGCAUCCUCUCACUGAUGACGACACCACCAGUGGAUUCCUAUCAGCCUUAGACCAUCCCACUACCCUUUGGUGAACAUUAUUCCCUCUCAAACUGGAGCUAAACAAGACCUUCCCAGGACGGAGUGAUUGGGAAGGAGAAGGCAGCAGCCACAUUUUCUAUUUCCGUUUACCUUCCAAGAACUUUCAGGUUUAUUGUUAUUGUAAUUUUCAUUUUCGUGAUUUCUCAUUGUCUCUUACCCUUUCUCUUAUCACACUGUGAGGUUAUACUAGAUCACUGAUGAUGAUUUGUGGUGAUUAUGAGACUGAAACAGCUGUGAAGUUCAACAGAGCCAAUGGAGAGAAAGAUACCUUGUACCUUUUCCGAGGAGGAAAUGUGUUGAUUGAAGUUACUGGGUUUAGCAGUGAUGAUGCUAAGAGUUCUAUGUUCUUACUGUUUUGUGUCUGUGGGUUCUUUUUGUGAUGAGUUUGAUUGUGGUGUUCAUUUGGUUAUUAGUUUAUAGCAAGGACUGUAGAAAAACAUGGACUCUGUGGUUCCAAUCCCUUUUGUUUUUUGUCUAAUGUGCAACCAGAGUCUGGGCAAAAGAGUCUGGAGAGAGAGCCAGACAAAAUAGGGGUGACCAGUGCAUCUCAGACCACCUUCAUUUAUUUAACAGAGCAGAGCAAAGCGGUGCAAUGACGCAGAUUUCAUUUUCCAGCAGGACUUGGCACACUGCCCACACUGCCAAAAGUACCAAGUGCUGCUGGAAAAUGAAAUUUGCAUUAUUGCACCGCUUUGCUCUGCUCUGUAAAAUAAAAAAUUCAACAAUUUUUAAGGAGAUUCAGAUUUCAUUUUCCAGCAGGAGAGGGAAGCAUGAAGUGCUGUAAGAUUUAGUGGGAAAACAAAACUGCACUGACUUUAGACUUGAUAAUAAAACACAGUGGAUCAACAGCAGCAGAUGACAGACAUGACUCUCCAAACCAUCACUGAUCAUCAGUAAAUUUUACAUUUCAUUUAUAAAUCAAGAGAUCAGAGUCUGGAGACAGUCCAAACUGCUCAAGGUCUAGUGUGAAGUUUCCACCAAUGAGUGAUGGUUUGGAGUGUAGAACAAAGCGUAUUUCUACUGGAUGCAGAGUUUGUUCAGUAAGUGAACAACAAAUAAAGGGGUGGUUUGUGUUUUUUAUUAACAAACAAUUAACAUUUUAGCUCAGUUUACUGGUGAGAUUACCCGAAGCUACUAUGAUCCAGUUUAACCCCUGAGCUGCUUGUAGAUAAUAAUUAGAGGAGAAUCAGGAAAAUGAGUACACAGCACAAUAUGACACAACAUGAUCAGUAAUCUUAAGUAAAUAAUAAUAGAAAAGAAAAAUGUGCCAGCAUAAGCUCUAAUUUAAUAGCUGAAAUGAGAUACUACAGAUGCAGAAAGUUUAGGUUUUCACUGAAUCGUAUGGGGAUGGGCGGAGCUACUGUCUGCUGCUGUCUGUGCUUUUCUACAGUCAUUGGUGUAUACUAAUUCUGAUAUUUUGAGGUUUGAUCAUUUUCAUUUGUGGAGAUGAAAUGAUGAAUAUAGUCUUCAGCAAUGGAAAUAAAAAAUGGAAAAUAUAAAAUGGCAUCAAAAAAGUUUAAUAUUUGUUCCCUUUUUAAAGUCAUUUUUAUAUGUUGAUCCCCAGAGAAUUUUAUGGUAAAUGGUUCUUCAUGUAACCCAUUUAAAAUGCACUGUGUGUGAAAUCUGUAUGCUAUUUUCUAGUGUUAAAUUAUUAGGCAGUUGGGUCAGGAUCUCAGAUUGCAGAAUGAAAACUCUACUGUCAACCUCAUCCUCUCGUGAUGUCCCCGCCCCCUCCCCCCCUCCUCUCGGUUUCACACCUGAAGCCCGGCGAGGGAUUCCCCGUCAGUGUUUGUUUUUGUAAUUCUGUGUUAUAUAUAUAUAUAAAUAUAUCCUCUCCUCCACCCUCUGUGUAACUAGAAUAUAUCAGUCACUAGUGUGUGUACAAAUACACAUACUGAACACACACACAACACACAGACAUACUGUACACACACACACACAUACACACUCUUACCCAACCACCAAAGCUGAAGACAAAGCAAAAUAAAGAACUGUUCAAAACUCGAAAACCUGAAAA
Molecule: messenger RNA, 12834 nt
Organism: Astyanax mexicanus (Mexican tetra)
Lineage: Eukaryota; Metazoa; Chordata; Actinopteri; Characiformes; Acestrorhamphidae
Gene: reln
Product: reelin
Exons: 64
Coding region: 302-10696 (3464 amino acids)
Biological process (GO): neuron migration; central nervous system development
Molecular function (GO): lipoprotein particle receptor binding
Source: RefSeq, a predicted model, not a curated record